AUGAAAUCGGCUAAUAAAUCUGCGUCUAUGAUAGUAACCAUGUUUACUUAACAGAAGUAUCCUGUUAUCUAAUGUUUAGCUAAGAAUUAUAACUUGUAUAAGCGAGGAAGGAAUUUGAUUAACUUACAAGAGAGAUAGCAGAAAGAAGAAAGAAGCUGUUAUCAUAAAUUGACAAGGGUAAGAGUAAGGAGAAAGAAAAAGUGGAUGCAAAUAAAGCAGAAAAAUUCAAAAAUAUGGUACUUAAUAUAUUUAAAAAUUAAGGAUGAACAUAGAAUCCCAUUAGAAGAACUUGAGUAGAGAUUUUAAACAAGUUCAAAAGAUGGAUUAACUAAAGAUGUUGCCAAUUAAAGAUUAUUGGAAGUUGGAAAAAAUGAAUUAACUUAAAAAGAAAAAGUACCUUGGUAUAUAAAAUUAAUACAUGAAUUAACUUCUAUGUUUUCAAUGCUUUUGUGGGUUGGAUCAAUCUUAUGCUUUAUAGCUUAUGGAUUGUCUCCUGAGGAUCCUUCUAAUGUAAAAUUUAUAUUAGUAUUCUAGUUAUAUUUGGGUAUUGUUAUAGUAGUAGUAAAUACACUGACAGGAGUUAUAACAUUUUUCUAGAAUGCCAAAUCAGAAGCAAUAAUGGACUCCUUUAAAAAUUUCAUACCUCCUGAGACUUUAGUAAUAAGAGAUGGAUAAUAAUAAAAAUUACCGGCUUCAAAUUUAGUACCUGGUGAUGUAGUGAUUGUUGAAAAUGGAAAAAGAAUUCCAGCAGAUCUUAGAAUAUUGGAGAGUAAUGAAAUGAAGGUUGAUAAUUCAAGUUUGACAGGAGAGUCAUUAUCAUUAAUGAGAACUCCAGAAUGCACAAAUCUUGUGAAUCCUUUAGAAACAAAGAAUUUAGCCUUUUUUGGAACUCUAUGCAAGGAGGUAAUUUAAUAUCUUAUUAAAUAGGGUAAUGGAAAAGGUUUGGUUAUUUUUACAGGAGAUAAUACUGUAAUUGGUUAAAUAGCUGGUUUAGUAUAAAGUUCUGGAAGUGAAGAUACUACAUUAAGAAAAGAACUUAAUAAUUUUAUAAAGAAUAUAAGUGCAAUAGCAACAACAUUUGGUGUAAUCUUCUUUGUUUUGGGUUUUGUGAUAGGAUAUCGUAUAAAUAAAUAUUAUAUUCUUAGCUCCAAUCACAAAUCUUGUUUUUGGAAUAGGAAUUAUUGUAGCCAAUGUUCCAGAAGGACUUCUAGCCACAGUUACAGUAGCAUUAACAUUAACAGCAAAAAAGUUAGCUUAUAAAAAGGUUCUUGUGAAAAAUUUGGAGGGAGUGGAAACCCUAGGAUCAACGUAAUAAUCUAUUUAAAUAAUAGAUCUUGUAUAUGUUCUGAUAAGACAGGAACAUUGACUUAGAAUAAAAUGACUGUUGAAAAUUUAUGGUUUAAUAACAAAAAGCAUAGAGGAAUGAAUUUAGAAAAAAUGGGUCCAAAAUUUAAAUAUGAAUAUGAUAUUAAUGAAAUAGGUUUUAAAACACUUUAAGAAACAGCAGUCUUAUGUUCAGAAGCAACAUUUGAUAAUUCUUUACCUUAAGAUUAAAAGAUUAGAAUAUAGAAUGCACUUGGUUUGAAUCAAUAAUAAAAAGAUUAAAAAUUAAAAGAAGCUAAUGAGAAAUGGGAAUAAAAUUUCAAUAAGAUGCUUUGUCAAGAUAAACCUACUAUAGGAGAUGCAUCUGAAACUGCUUUAAUAAAAUUCUUCUAACCAAUAAGUGAUAUCUAAAGAAUGAGAUAAAGUAGAACACCUGCAAAAGAUUCAGAAAAUAAGUUUGCAAAAAUGCCUUUUAAUUCUAAUAAUAAAUAUGCAUUUAUCAUAGUGGAAUAUGAAACUUAAGAUUCUCAUUAUUGCUUAUUAACAAAAGGAGCUCCAGAGAGAAUAUGGAAAUUAUGUGAUUAAGUAUAUAAAGAUGGAAAAAUAGAAACAAAAGAUGAGAAAUGGGAAAGAUCUUUUGAUUAGAUAAAUGAAUAAUUUGGAAGAUAAGGAGAACGAGUAUUAGGAUUUGCCAAAUUACAUUUACCUAAAGAAUAAUUUCCAAUAGGAUAUUAAUUUAAUCUAGAUAAAAUGAAUUUUCCAUUUAAUAAUUAAGUUUUUGUUGGUUUAAUUUCAUUAAUUGAUCCUCCUAAAGAUAAUGUUCCUUAUGCUGUUAUUAAAUGUAAAACUGCAGGGAUCUAAGUUAUUAUGGUUACUGGAGAUUAACCAGUCACAGCUACAGCCAUAGCUAGAUAAUGUAAUAUAAUAACAGAGAAAACAGUUGAUGAAAUAAUGAUAGAAAAAGGUAUAUCAUUUGAAGAGGCAUUCCAUUAAUCAAAUGCUUUAGUAAUUCAUGGUGAUAAAUUAACUAAAAUGGCAAUUGAUGAUGAAGGUUUACCAGAAGAUGAAAAAGGAAGAUAAUUAUAGGAAUGGUUAAGUAAACCCUAAUUGGUUUUUGCAAGAACAAGUCCAGCUUAAAAAUUAAUUAUUGUAGAUGGAUGUUAAAAAAGAGGACAUAUUGUAGCUGUUACAGGAGAUGGAGUAAAUGAUAGUCCUGCUAUUAAGAAGGCUGAUAUUGGAGUUGCUAUGGGUAUUACAGGAUCUGAUGUUGCUAAAGAUGCAGCAGAUAUGAUAUUGUUAAAUGAUGAUUUUUCAAAUAUUGUUAUAGGAAUAGAAGAAGGAAGAAAGAUCUUUGAUAAUUUAAAGAAAAGUAUGGCAUAUUGUUUAACAUCAAAUAUUUCAGAACUAGUUCCAUUUGUUGCAUUUGUCAUCUUUAGAUUACCUUUACCUUUAACUACUGUAUUAAUAUUGUGUAUUGAUUUGGGAACUGAUGUAUUUCCAUGCACAACUUUUGUAUUUGAAGAUGCAGAAAUUGAUAUAAUGACUAGGAGACCAAGAUCUAAAGAUGAUCAUUUGGUAGGGGGUAAAAUGUUCAUAUAUGCUUAUUUGCAGAAUGGUUUUUUGUCUACAUAUUGUGGGUUUUUCUAAUGGUUUGCAUCAUUUUAUGAUUUUGGAUUCUAUCCUUCAGAUUUACUUUAUAUUGGCAUAAGAAAAACUAUACUACCAAAAACUAAUGAUAUUUUUGAUCCUAAUGAUCCUUGGUUUGGAAAUACAAAUCUAAAAGAAUUAUAUAAAGAUGGAGUUUGUACAGAAUUUCCUGAAUCUAAAUCUGAGGAAGUAGAUUGGAUUUUUGCAAAUCAUUCUAAACUUGAUUUGAGGAUGGCUUAUCUUGAAUGUAAAGAUGGUAAGAUUUAAUAAUCAUUUGAAUGGGCAUAAUGUACUGUUAAUUUAGUUUCUCCAUAUACAAAUAGACCUUAUUGUUAUACAACUGAGGCUUCAAAUUAUGCUUAGACUACCUUCCUUUAUGGAAUUGUAGUUGGAUAAAUUACUAAUUACUAGGGUUUAAGAUCAUUAAUUAAUGCUGGAACAUUUUAAGGUAAUUUAUUGAAUUAAAUUUAUUAGGUUUUUCUAAUUAUUAUAUGUUUUUUGCCUUCUGGGUCGAAUUUAUGUUAACAGUUUGUUUAUCUUAUGUACAAGUAUUUAAUGCUGUGUUUGGAACUAGAGAUGUGUUAUUUAUUCAUUAUGGUACAGGAGCACUUCCUUUUGCAUUAGUGAUGUUGAUUUGGGCAGAAGGAAGAAAAUAUUUAGUAUCUAUUUUAAUUAUAAUAUCUAGAUUCGUCGUUUUAAAUCUAAAAAUUCAUAUCCAAGUUGGUGGGAGAGAUGCGUUUAAUUCUGA
Paramecium pentaurelia is the source of this 3718-nucleotide messenger RNA. The record is from the annotation of a GenBank genome assembly. Lineage: Eukaryota; Ciliophora; Oligohymenophorea; Peniculida; Parameciidae.